AUGCCGUCUCCAACUCCUGAUUCCUCACACAAUGUUCAGUCCCCAACCAUAAUCUACCAUACUGACAACAUGAAUAUCAAGUGGUCACAGUUUCAGAGCCUUUCGCAUGAGCUUCAAGCCGAAUGGUCACAUAUGAAGUUCGAGCUUGAGACGAUGAAGAGGGCACUUCGCGAACGGGAAACUGAGCUCCGAAAGUGCAGGGAACAAAUGUUGCGAACUAUCAGCACUUUUCAAGUCAGCGAUAGCUCUAUCCUCAGUGAACUUGAGAAGAUUCGUCACAGCCUCUGCAACUUGAUCUCAGUUCUGCCGGAGAUCACUGGUUUUGAUCAAACAUGGCACGGCAUUCACUUAACUAUGGUGAAAAAGGGCCUUGCAUGCCGGAUGAAAAUUACUUUGAAACCCGAAGAAAGCCUUGAUUUUAUUGACACAGAGAUCAUGGAGCAUGAUGUCUUCUACAUCGUGUGGAAUACCUUGCUGAGGCCUACAUUGGCUGGACUGCCUGAUCACCAACAAUUACUCUGGACCAAAACCCUGGAACAGAUGGAGAAAAUUGAGCCCCUCAAAGACCCCGGAGCGAUUGCCACUUGGCGAUCGGAUACCUUUCGAGCGCUAACGGCGACUACCGAAUAUCAAGAACAACUUGACAAACGCUGCAUUGAGGUUGGCGCAUAUGUCGUGGAUUAUCUUCGAGCAUUCUCGUUCUCCAGGGAUGUCGACUGGAAACAUAUGUACCAGAAUAUCCUGGACCAACUGCUGAAGCCGGCGGCAACCCUUGGUACCACGUUAAUGUGCUCCCCGGAGGACUACUCAUGGAGCCCCAGCUUCUCUUUGCGUUCUAAAGUCGAGGCAACAGACGUUCAAGAGUUUGAUUUCAUGAACUGCGGAACGCAUUUCCCAGCUUCGAAAGCGGAUAUGUGCGCCAUUCAAGACCUCUCGAAAUCUGGCCGCCAUAUCGCACCCAUCUUCCCAGGGCUCUAUCGUGAAACAAAGGGAGUCACUGUUACCAUUCAGAAGCCGUUGGUACUUGUCUCGUUUAAGGAUGAGCCACCAACUCCGAGUUCCCCCUCCGAGGCAUCGGUCUUGGAGGCGUCCCCUUACAGACCACCGCCAACCAGACGAAGCUCCAGUGGUAGAAACUCUGUGUUUGGGAGAUCAUCGUCUUUAAAUGCGACACGAGCUGCUUGGUUAUUAUCUCGUGGUAAGAAGGAAUCGAGUUGA
Molecule: messenger RNA, 1218 nt
Organism: Penicillium brevicompactum
Lineage: Eukaryota; Fungi; Ascomycota; Eurotiomycetes; Eurotiales; Aspergillaceae
Exons: 2
Coding region: 1-1218 (405 amino acids)
Source: RefSeq, a predicted model, not a curated record